Molecule: messenger RNA, 2153 nt
Organism: Phodopus roborovskii (desert hamster)
Lineage: Eukaryota; Metazoa; Chordata; Mammalia; Rodentia; Cricetidae
Gene: Klhl28
Product: kelch like family member 28
Exons: 5
Coding region: 230-1945 (571 amino acids)
Molecular function (GO): protein binding
Source: RefSeq, a predicted model, not a curated record
AGCCCAGGCAGAAGACUCCUGGAAGAGGAAGUCGGAAUGUUGGAAUGUAGCCAGACUGGUGAGACGGGGUCAAGACCUUAAACGGAAAUGACGCUUCCCUGCACGGGGCGGAAGUUUCCCGCCCCACCCGUAAGAGUUGAGGUUUGACCAGCGCAACUGCGGAUCUUGUCCAGGUUCGUUUUCCGUGGCUCCUCCUUCUGUCGUUGCAGGUGUAAUUCCUGGGACUCAGAUGGACCACACAUCCCCGACCUACAUGCUUGCUAACUUAACUCACUUACAUUCAGAACAACUUCUGCAGGGCUUGAAUCUCCUUCGUCAGCAUCACGAACUCUGUGACAUCGUUCUUCGAGUAGGUGAUGUUAAAAUUCAUGCUCACAAAGUGGUACUUGCCAGCAUCAGCCCAUACUUUAAAGCUAUGUUCACUGGAAACCUUUCUGAGAAAGAGAACAGUGAGGUUGAGUUUCAGUGCAUUGAUGAAGCUGCACUGCAGGCCAUUGUGGAGUAUGCCUACACCGGGACAGUUUUCAUUUCUCAGGAUACGGUUGAAUCUCUCCUGCCAGCAGCAAACCUACUCCAGAUAAAACUUGUCCUGAAAGAAUGUUGUGCGUUUCUUGAGAGCCAACUUGACCCUGGUAACUGUAUUGGAAUUUCCCGUUUUGCAGAGACGUAUGGUUGUCAUGACCUUUAUUUGGCGGCUACUAAAUACAUAUGCCAGAAUUUUGAAUCUGUUUGCCAGACGGAAGAGUUUUUUGAGCUUACGCAUGGUGAUUUGGAUGAAAUUGUCUCCAAUGACUGCUUGAAUGUAGCUACUGAAGAGACAGUUUUUUAUGCCUUAGAGUCUUGGAUCAAGUAUGAUGUACAAGAACGCCAGAAAUACUUGGCACAGCUGCUCAACAGUGUGCGACUACCAUUGCUGAGUGUUAAGUUCCUCACUAGGCUCUAUGAAGCAAAUCAUCUUAUCCGUGAUGAUCGUACUUGUAAACAUCUCUUGAAUGAAGCGCUAAAAUACCAUUUCAUGCCUGAACACAGACUCUCUCAUCAGACAGUCUUGAUGACGCGACCCCGCUGUGCUCCCAAAGUAUUGUGUGCAGUAGGAGGAAAAUCUGGACUCUUUGCCUGUUUGGAUAGUGUGGAGAUGUACUUUCCUCAGAAUGAUUCUUGGAUUGGUCUGGCGCCCCUAAAUAUUCCUCGAUACGAAUUUGGAAUCUGUGUUUUAGACCAAAAAGUCUAUGUUAUAGGUGGUAUUGAAACUAGCGUGCGUCCUGGUGUCACUGUCAGAAAACAUGAAAAUUCAGUGGAGUGUUGGAAUCCUGAUACAAAUACAUGGACUUCGCUAGAGAGAAUGAAUGAGAGUCGGAGUACCCUUGGAGUAGUAGUGCUUGCCGGAGAACUUUAUGCUUUAGGUGGAUAUGAUGGACAGUCUUACUUGCAAUCUGUAGAGAAAUAUAUCCCCAAAAUCAGACAAUGGCAACCUGUGGCCCCAAUGACCACCACAAGAAGUUGUUUUGCUGCAGCUGUUCUGGAUGGAAUGAUUUAUGCCAUUGGAGGGUAUGGCCCUGCUCACAUGAACAGUGUGGAGCGUUACGAUCCAAGUAAAGAUUCCUGGGAGAUGGUUGCAUCCAUGGCUGAUAAAAGGAUUCACUUUGGCGUUGGAGUUAUGCUAGGCUUUAUUUUUGUGGUAGGCGGGCAUAAUGGUGUCUCGCAUUUGUCAAGCAUUGAAAGAUAUGACCCUCAUCAAAACCAGUGGACGGUGUGUAGACCAAUGAAAGAGCCCAGGACAGGAGUUGGUGCUGCAGUAGUUGAUAACUACCUUUAUGUAGUCGGUGGUCACUCAGGGUCUUCCUAUCUGAACACUGUACAGAAAUACGACCCUAUCUCAGAUACAUGGCUGGACUCAGCUGGCAUGAUAUACUGUCGCUGCAAUUUUGGAUUAACUGCACUUUGACAAGUGCGAACUCAUGGAAAUCGCACAUGGUGGUGCCACAGGAAAGAAUGCCCGGUGUCUUGAACCUGAAAGCUGUACUGCUUUGUUAACUUGAAGUGGCAUGAAGACUCAAGGUCUUGUUGGGUACUCUGAACUGACAAAUAGUUUGAAUCGCUCUUGAUUAUACAGUGAAUCAAUAAUUAAAAAAAAAAGGAAGGAAAAAAAAAAA